Molecule: messenger RNA, 597 nt
Organism: Periophthalmus magnuspinnatus
Lineage: Eukaryota; Metazoa; Chordata; Actinopteri; Gobiiformes; Gobiidae
Product: band 3 anion exchange protein-like
Exons: 4
Coding region: 69-569 (166 amino acids)
Biological process (GO): regulation of intracellular pH; bicarbonate transport; transmembrane transport
Cellular component (GO): plasma membrane; basolateral plasma membrane
Molecular function (GO): solute:inorganic anion antiporter activity; bicarbonate transmembrane transporter activity
Source: RefSeq, a predicted model, not a curated record
UCUUCGGCGUUCCCUGGCUGAGCGCUGCCACGGUCCGGUCUGUUACCCACGCCAACGCCCUCACCGUCAUGUCCAAAGGCCCCAAACCUGAGAUCGAAAAAGUGGUGGAGCAAAGGAUCAGUGGCAUGGCUGUGGCCUUGAUGGUUGGUGUCUCUAUUUACAUGGAGCCUGUGCUGAAGAUGAUCCCGAUGACGGCUCUGUUUGGGAUCUUUUUGUACAUGGGAAUCACGUCUCUAAGCGGUGUCCAGAUGUGGGACCGGAUGCUUCUGCUCAUUACGCCAAAGAAGUACCACCCCUCUGACGCCUACGCCACCAGGGUGUCUACUCUCCGCAUGCACAUCUUCACCUUCAUCCAGAUCAUCUGUUUGGCCAUUCUGUGGGUGGUGAAGAUGAGUCCGUUUUCUCUGGCUCUUCCGUUCGUUCUGCUGCUGACCAUCCCGCUGCGCAUGGUCAUGACCGGCACCCUGUUCACCGAGAUGGAGAUGAAAUGUCUGGAUGCAGAUGAUGCCAAAGUUAAGUUUGAGGAAGAGAUUGGAGAGGACGUUUACUACGAGGCUCCGCUUCCAUAAACUGAACUCCACAAAUUUUAAAUAUAUU